Vicia faba (fava bean) is the source of this 543-nucleotide messenger RNA. Lineage: Eukaryota; Viridiplantae; Streptophyta; Magnoliopsida; Fabales; Fabaceae. The record is from the annotation of a GenBank genome assembly.
AUGGAAAAAAUCUUCUCGGUUUUGGUUAUCUGCGUGAUUGUAUUUUCUCACCAAACCUCCGCAGAGGAAAUCAAAGGCAAAGCUUUAAUCCAAAGUGUAUGCAAUUUAUCACCAAACAACAAGGAUCUCUGCGUGCAAGUUCUUUCUUCCGACCCAUCAAAAUCACCAAACGCCGAUCUUACAGACCUAGCAAUAGUAGCCCUAAGAGUUGCUGCUAAAAACGCUUCUGCAAUUCUAACCGACGUGAAGAUGUUGAUCGACGAUGCUGAUCUUGACCCUGAAAUCCAACAAGGUUUGGCAGAUUGUAAACAAACAAUCUUGGACGCUGAAUCUCAGCUUGAAGACACCAUUGCUGCAUUGUUGGUUGAAGCCGAUGUUGAUGCUCAAACAUGGUUGAAGGCUGCUUUGGCUGCUAUUACAACUUGCGAUGAUUCUAUUCCUGGCAAUGAUGAUGUUUUGUCUGUCAAGAGUCAGAUGUUCCGCAAAUUAUGCAACAUUGUUGUUGUUAUUACCAAGGCCGUGCCUGCUUCACUUCACGCAUAA